AUGUUUGUUGAGGUCCACAGGGACCCUUCUUCUGAUGCUUCAGGAGACUAUGUUUGGGCCGUCAUCUUGGGAGUCAUUGACCGCAUAGACGGCCAAGGACCCAGCAUCGACUUCGGUCUGGAACGGAUUGUGCGGCACGAAUUUGUCGGCGACACCAAAGAUGGAGGUCUGGCAUGCUGCUUAGACCAAUUUGAUGGUCACCUGGUCCCAUUCCUGCUGCAAGGUCCUGACGGAGUGAAAGUCAACGGACCGGCCGCAGAGCUUUUCAAAAGGCUGCGGCAGGAUGGCCCUGAUGACUCCAAGACCAGCCAAGAGAGGACCACCCAGGAAUCAGAGAGUCGGGAUGAACUGUCCGCGGGAUGUCAUUGUGGGGGAGUGAAUUUCCGGGUCACUCGUCCAAACAUGGCCUCGAAAGAGUGCUCGUCUCCUUGGCCUGACUUGCUUGUUCCGUAUCAUUUGUCAAGCUCGGAGAACCGUGAGGACGUCAAAUGGUGGCUCCGUGAGAACGACACGAAAUAUCUCGCAGGGACGUGUGCAUGUAGGUCUUGCAGACUGGGUUCUGGCUCUCCCAUUCAAGCAUGGGCCUUCAUUCCGAAAGCAAAUAUAUUGCAACCUGAUGGCAAGCCGCUGGACUAUGAGACAGGGACUCUCCGACGGAUUGAAAGUUCUAGUGGACGUUACCGGGAAUUCUGCAGCAUCUGCGGUGCUACCGUGUUCUGGCACUGCCUCGAGAGGCCGGACCUGAUCGAUGUCAGUGUGGGACUUUUACGAGCGCCGGAAGGAGCCAGGGCAUCAAGCUGGUUGGACUGGUGGACCGAGAGAGUGAGUUUCAAGGAGGAGGCGUUCGACAAGAAGCUCAUAAAUCUACUCGAGGAAGGAUUGCGGAAUAUCAAACGCCAGGGUUAG
This is a messenger RNA of Cladophialophora carrionii CBS 160.54, 906 nucleotides long. RefSeq lists its product as uncharacterized. Lineage: Eukaryota; Fungi; Ascomycota; Eurotiomycetes; Chaetothyriales; Herpotrichiellaceae. The transcript has a single exon. The coding region runs from base 1 to 906 and encodes 301 amino acids. The record is from RefSeq and is a predicted model, not a curated record. Gene Ontology annotation, molecular function: carbon-sulfur lyase activity.